Messenger RNA from Mesocestoides corti, 777 nucleotides. The record is from the annotation of a GenBank genome assembly. NCBI's taxonomy places the organism in Eukaryota, Metazoa, Platyhelminthes, Cestoda, Cyclophyllidea, Mesocestoididae.
AUGAAGCAAGUAGAAGAGUACAUGUCCUACAGGAAAUUGCCCAGGGAACUUCGCAAUAAGAUAAUUGACUACUACGAGCACCGGUACAAUGGAAAAUUUUUCAACGAAGUGGAAAUUCUACAGGAGGUCUCGGAGUGUCUUCGAGAUCAAAUCGUGAACUACAAUUGCCGUUCCCUGGUAGCUGCGGUGCCUUUUUUCAAAGACGAGGACGAAAAUUUCGUGGUAGAUGUUCUAAAUAGGCUAAAAUUCGAAGUCUUUCGCCCCAACGAUAUUAUCAUAAAGCACGGCACAUUGGGCACAAAAAUGUACUUUAUCCGCGAGGGCACGGUCGACAUCAUCCUUCCCGACGGAACCAUGGUGAACACACUCUCAGACGGGGCCUAUUUCGGAGAAAUCGCCGUUCUCACCAAUAGUCGGCGCACAGCGACAAUUCAAGCCAAGACCUACUGCAAUCUGUACUCCCUGGAGAAACAUGACCUGUGCGAGGUGCUCAGGAAUUACCCCGCGAUCAAGUCUAAAUUGAUGUUUGUUGCCGAGGAAAGACUGCAGGAUCUUUCGAGAAAACAAUCUUCCGAGAGUUUUGUGCCUGUGGAUAAAACCGAACAAGCUGGUAAACGUGGAGGUGGAAGUGUCACCUCCAAAGGACUGACUACGAAGCAUGAGUCACCGUCGAAAAAGGACCAUCAGAAAGGGCCACCACCCGUCAACUCUUCCGCUCCACCUCCUCAACGACUGUCCGCAUUAAGCCGCUGUCUACGCCAUGCUGGAACAACAUAG